AUGGGCAAUCGACUUGGAGCUGUUCCGCGAAAGCGUGAGAAGCCUGAACAUGCGGCGUUGAAAGUGUCAAUGAAACGGGUCAAAGGACUGGAGCACGUUAACAAGAUGCCAAACAUAAUACCCCGACGUGGAUGCCUUCUACGCCUUCUGAAGCAGAAUCGUGUGCAUGACUACCUUCUCCUUGAAACGGAGUUUAUCAAACGUCAAAAUCAAUUCAAAUCGCUGGAAAGCCAGAAGAGAGAAGAGCGAAAAGUCGUUCAGCAGCUUCGAGGCACACCGACAACUUUGGCCAAGGUUCACGAACUCUUCAACGAUGAGCAGCAUGCAGUGGUUGUAGUCGAAGGAUCGAAAAGGGAAUGGUUCAUACCAAUACUUUCCAUUGUUGAUAAGGAUCUCCUACAUCUCAACGCUCUCGUUAUGGUGAAAGCUAGUGGAAUGUUCAAGAACGUGCCGACAGCAAUUGUUGGCGUACUGCCAGACAGUACGGACUCAUGCGCUCUGGGGCACAAACUCGAAAAACCGCCAAAGGAGACAUUUGAGGACAUUGGCGGUCUGGAGGGUCCGAUACAGGAGAUGAAAGAAUCGGUCGAACUACCACUGACACAUCCGGAGUACUAUGAAGAAAUGGGAAUUACCGCUCCCAAGGGGGUGAUUCUCUAUGGAGAACCGGGUACCGGGAAGACACUACUGGCCAAAGCUGUCGCAAACUCAACCUCUGCUACGUUCAUACGUGCAACCGGCGCUGACCUUGUACAGAAGAAUUCCGGUGACGGUGCAAAAUUAGUGAGGGAAUUGUUCAAAAUGGCAAAAGAAAGCGCUCCGUGUAUCGUGUUCUUGGACGAGAUCGAUGCUGUUGGGACUAAGCGAUUUGACACCUCCAGCAGAGGUGAACAAGAGGUACAACGCACUCUCCUAGAACUCCUAAAUCAGCUGGACGGUUUCGAGAGUAGAGGAGAUGUAAAGAUACACACAUCUGGGAUGAAUCUGGCUAAAGAUGUGACAUACGACGUGGUGAUGUCGAGAGAAGGAGGAAAAACGAUGUCUGGAGCUGAAAUCAAGGCGGUUUGCACCGAAGCCGGUAUGUUGGCAUUACGUGCUCAACGUAAAGUGGUGUGUGCUGAUGAUUUCGAGAAAGCAGUGAAGAAUGUGAUGCUCAAAAACAAAGGCGGUGCUCCUGAUGAAAUCUACGGUUAA
Molecule: messenger RNA, 1194 nt
Organism: Cooperia oncophora
Lineage: Eukaryota; Metazoa; Nematoda; Chromadorea; Rhabditida; Trichostrongylidae
Source: the annotation of a GenBank genome assembly